This is a messenger RNA of Parascedosporium putredinis, 1194 nucleotides long. NCBI's taxonomy places the organism in Eukaryota, Fungi, Ascomycota, Sordariomycetes, Microascales, Microascaceae. The record is from the annotation of a GenBank genome assembly.
AUGGCGAGCCAACCCGAUGCCGGCGCGGGCAGUGUACCCGAGUCUGCUGCCUAUCGGCAGUUCUUGCCGGACCUCACAAUUCCCCGAUUCACGACGAUGCAAACGCAGGACGCUCACGAAUAUGCCGCCGCGUUUAAGCAAUCGUGCGCUCCCCGUGGCUUCAUUCCCUAUACCUUCACUGGCGGAGGCUGCUGCAGGAACCCUUCCGCGGCGUUACGAACGAUGGACAUUGUAGGUGCGACAGAAGACCUCGUAGCCAAACUGCAGGCGAACAACGUGCCUUUCGAGCCCUAUCACAUCGAUAGCCCAGAGUGGCGCACCUGGUCAAACCCCGAAUUCCUGCUGAGCCACAAGGGCGUCCGCCUCGAUGAGUUGACCGACGAGCUGCGAGCGUCGGCCGUCGGCGCCAUGAGGAUCAACGGGUAUCUCGGCGAACUCGUCAAGGCGCCGCGCGUGUGCAACGAAUUUUCCUACAACUUUGUCCUCUUCGGCACCCCCUCGGUCGACACGCCGUGGGGCUUCUCUUUCUACGGGCACCACCUGUGCCUCAACAUCUUUUUGUACAAGGGACAAAUCGUGGUGUCGCCGUGGUUUACCGGGGCGGAGCCCAACAUAAUAGACGACGGCCCGUACAAGGGAACCAGGAUCCUGCUCGAGGAGGAGAAGCUCGGCCUGAAGCUCAUGCAGUCCCUCCCCGCCGAGCAGCAGGCCAAGGCGCAGGUUUACGAGCUGCUCCACGACCCCAAGAUGCCCAAGGGCCGGUGGAACCACGACGACCAGCGCCACCUGUGCGGAGCGUACAGAGAUAACCGCGUGGUUCCCUACGAAGGAGUCCUUGUGGCGGACAUGGCGCAGGAGCAGCAGGAUCUCGUCGCCGCCAUCAUUCGCGAGUACAACUUGUACCUACCGCCGCAGGCCAAGGAGGUGAGGGUCGCGGAUGCCGUCUCGUGGUUCAAGGAGACGUACUUUUGCUGGAUCGGGUCGUAUGGUGACGACGACGCGUUUUACUACCGCAUCCAGAGUCCCGUUGUCAUCAUCGAGUUUGACCACCAUUCGGGUGUCUUCUUGACGAAUAAGGAGCCCGCCAAGUUUCACAUCCACACCUUGCUGCGUACGCCGAAUGCCGGCGAUUACGGUAUGGCACUUCGUCCGUUGAUUCCGGGCAGGGAGCAGAAGUUCUUGUGGGAGGGCUAA